Messenger RNA from Poecile atricapillus (Black-capped chickadee), 717 nucleotides. RefSeq names its product spidroin-1-like. The coding region runs from base 1 to 717 and encodes 238 amino acids. NCBI's taxonomy places the organism in Eukaryota, Metazoa, Chordata, Aves, Passeriformes, Paridae. The record is from RefSeq and is a predicted model, not a curated record. The transcript has a single exon.
AUGGCGGCGGCCCCUGAGGGCCGGGGCCGCGCGCGCUGGGCGGGGCUGCCCUCCCGGGCCGCGCCUGCGCGGGGCCGCGCGCGCCGCCACUUCCGGCUGCCGGCGGCCGCUUCCGGCCCCCCGUUCCUUGGUAACAAUGGAGCAGAAAAUGGCGGCCUGAGCGGGCAGGAGGCGGCGCGGCGGCGGAGCGGCACGGAAGGAGCGCGGACAGCCGGCACCCAGCCCCGAGCGGUGCGGGCAGCGGUGCACCCACAGCCGGGGGGGCGGCGGCGGGCGGCGGCGGCGGGCGGUGAGCACCGGGGCGGGGGCGGGCUCUCAAAAUGGCCCGGGGAAGGGAGAGGCCCAGGCCCGGGGGAGGCGGCGGCGGCCUCCGCCCGGAGCGGAGGGCGGCAGCGGGGCCCCUCAGUCCCCGCUCGGGGGCAGCGGGGCGGCUCUGCGGAGCGCGGGAGGCUCCAUCCGCGGUGCCGUGAGGGAGCGGGGGCCGGUGAUGGCGGUCCGAGCGCGGGUGUGCCCGGAUGGGCCGCGCUCCGUCACCCCGGGGAUUCUCCUGGCGGGGCCUCCCGCCGCCACCCUGAUCCUCCAGCGGGGGCUGGAGCUGGGUUCGCGCUGCUCCCGGGGAGGGCAGGCGGGCCCGGCACCCUCCGGGUGUCCGGCUGGGCUGGGGGAGGAAUUGGAACAAGCUCCUUUUGGGAGGGGUGGAGGGAGGGGGGUGCUUAG